UAGAGUGUAACAAGUCUAUGGCGCCUUUAGCGUCACUCCAUUUCCGUCGCGGAAGGGAAGACGGGGCCCGUGAGCGCGAUGAUCCCUACUCCGUGGUACCAGCACGUGGGUCCGCAGGGCCCCUUCAGCGACGUCUAUGAGCCCGCCGAAGACACUUUCCUGCUGCUGGACGCCCUAGAGAGCGACGCAGACGCGCUGAGGAGCGCCAGAAUUGACAUCUGCCUUGAAGUAGGAUCUGGAUCUGGAGUAGUUUCAACUUUUUUGGCUUCUGUCGUUGGACAUGAAGCAUUAUACAUGUGUACUGACAUCAACCCAAUGGCAGGUCUCUGCACAGUGGAGACAGCUAUACGCAACCAUGUUGACAUUCAGCCCAUUAUUACAGAUCUGGUAACUGGAUUAUUGCCACGAUUGCAUGGGAAAGUUGAUGUGCUGCUUUUUAAUCCCCCCUAUGUGGUAACCCCAUCAGCUGAGAUAAAAGGUCAUGGAAUAGAGGCAGCCUGGGCUGGAGGUAAAAAUGGCAGAGAAGUUAUGGACAGACUUAUUCCACUGGUGUCCGACCUGCUUUCAGCAAAAGGAUUAUUUUACUUAGUUACAAUAAAAGAAAAUAAUUCAGAUGAAAUUAUUGAAAUAUUACAGAAAUAUGGUUUGGAAUGCACCAAAGUACUUUCCAGACAAGCAGGAAGAGAGAACCUCUCAGUACUCAAAUUCUACAAGUCCUGAACAUUAUCUGUGGAACUGCCUUUCAAAACACAAACAAAAUUGUAAAAUUUAAACUAUAAUCACUGGCAGUAUUUUUGCAGGCACAUGAACUAGCUUUAUGACUGGGUUGUACCUAUCUAAAAUAGAAUGUACAGUGUUUACAUAUGCUUAAAAAAAGACUUGUGAAACGAAUUACAAGUGUAAUAUUGAGUAAGCACAGUUGGUAUUAGAAUUCACUCAUCUCCACAAGAUAAGCUGCCAAAGAAAUAUUAAGGUGUACUGGUCAUCAUACCAGAUUGCUUCCCUGCAUGAUUUGGUAUUGAGAAAAAUUUCUUUUACUGUUUACCCUCUCACUAUUCAGAAACAGAAGUAUUGUCUUGCUGAAUCAAAGCAAAGGUGCAUUUGGUACAUCAUCCUAACAGUAGCAAACCAGAUGAUUCUAAGACCCUCUCUGAAUGAUUUGGCCUCCGAGCCUCCUUCACAAGGUGUGCAGUGCCUUAUCACUUGCAUCCCUCUUCCUUCCAGUGGACAAAUGAGUGGACAGGUGGUAGAUGGGACAGGCAGACACUCAGUAUGAAAGGCACUGAUAAACCUACUCAGUGCUUUUUUUUUUUAAAGAAAACAGGUGCCAGAACUCAUGAAAUUAUUUACCUUUCGCAUGUAGUCAGUCACUGUACACACACCCACACACAUCAGUUGUGUAACAAAACAUAAC
Varanus komodoensis (Komodo dragon) is the source of this 1414-nucleotide messenger RNA. It is a transcript of the gene HEMK2, whose product is annotated as N-6 adenine-specific DNA methyltransferase 1. The coding region runs from base 79 to 720 and encodes 213 amino acids. Gene Ontology annotation, biological process: methylation. Gene Ontology annotation, cellular component: eRF1 methyltransferase complex. The record is from RefSeq and is a predicted model, not a curated record. Gene Ontology annotation, molecular function: S-adenosylmethionine-dependent methyltransferase activity; protein methyltransferase activity; nucleic acid binding. Lineage: Eukaryota; Metazoa; Chordata; Lepidosauria; Squamata; Varanidae. The transcript has 6 exons.